Plutella xylostella (diamondback moth) is the source of this 1312-nucleotide messenger RNA. NCBI's taxonomy places the organism in Eukaryota, Metazoa, Arthropoda, Insecta, Lepidoptera, Plutellidae. The record is from RefSeq and is a predicted model, not a curated record.
AUGGACAGACAAACGUCUGACUUCGAAUACGACGACGCCGCCGCCCGCAAGUCGCACGCGCGGUCAUCGAAAAAGGCCUUCGAGUCGGAAGACGACUACUUUGAAAGUAACCCCAAGAGGAUCGCAAAGCCGACUAAGCGCGCGUCGCAGCUUGCCGAAUCAGACGCAGAAUCGACUGUAGCAAGAAACAAAAAGAAAGCACCGUCGAAGUCAGCUGCCGGCAAGCGUCAUUGCGAUUCGGACGACGAGUCGGUGCCUAGACGCAAAAGCAAGGAGGUCAAACCCAAGGAGACCAAGCGCAAGGCACCGCCGCCGUCGAAGUCAAAGAGGCCCAACUGGCGAGUCUUCGAUUCCGAUAGCGAGGAGGAGUCUGCUACCAGGGCGCCGCAGCAGCUGCGGUCGAGCUACACCAAGCGGGUCGCUGACGGAGUCGUACGCCGCUCUGCCCAGCUUGAGGGAGGGCUGUUCUUAGACCUCAAGCUAUACCAGGUCGACGAUAUUAAGAACGUCCACCCACGCAAGCGGCACGAAAAGGCGGUGUUGGCGCUGCGAUACCAAGCGGACCCCGACUCGCCCGAGUUAACUGCACUGCAGCAGCUGUUGCAUCGCUGUAAAUCCCGCUUUGUAGAGGAGGGGUAUUUUUUCCCUGAUAAGUUAGAUUAAGUUUUUAGGCAAUAAAAUAUAACAUAGCUAUUUGUAUUUUCUAUUUUUUUUUAACUAGGCCUCACGAAAUAUUAGGUAAAUCUCACACCCCACUGCUAGGCAUUUACAUGUUAUAAGAGUCUUGUCCACUGUAGUUAUUAGGAACACCCAAAUUUACAGGCAUUUAGAUAGGUAUAGGUUUUACUGAGCAUUAGGUACUAUUAAUUAUUUCUAUUUACUCUAACCAUUUAAUGCAAUAAAAGAUAGUUCACACAAAUUAUUUGAAUUUGAGUUAAUUAAAUUUAUAAAUAUCAUAUCUAAUCCAAUAUGCCUAGCAAUAAAAUGAUAUAUUGUUCUGUUUGUGAUGUCUCAGUAAAAAGUAGAUCUUUUUCCUCUCAUUUGCGAAGCACUGUACAUAAAAACAAUAGUGCUGUAAUGAAAUGUGAUGGAAUUGAGAAAGUGUCAUCCGCGUUUCGUAACCGCAUUGCAACUUACAGGGUGAGGCCGAGCUCGGACUGCGACGACGCGCGCGGGUCGAGCCCGCCGGCCGUGUUUAUUCGCUCGCUACGUAGCCGUGUUCGCCAUCUAAUUGAUGCACGACUUGACUCUUUUGACAGCGUAAAAGCCAAUUUUGAACUGUUUGCAGAGUUUUCUCUCCCAAAAAAUGAUA